Molecule: messenger RNA, 2239 nt
Organism: Rattus norvegicus (Norway rat)
Lineage: Eukaryota; Metazoa; Chordata; Mammalia; Rodentia; Muridae
Source: RefSeq, a predicted model, not a curated record
GGGGGAUUCCCUGUUGAUUCCGGCUCGUUUGUUUUCUCAUGAGAUAGGACAUGGCUUCGGUUUAUCAUCUUAAUCCGCUUUUUUAUUUAAUUAAUAACUCUAUGGCUGCGUCUCCGUAGGGAACGAUUAAGCAUCCUGGGGGCCGUGGAACCUCACUCGUUGGUUCCCCCCGCAGGACGGCGUUAGGAUGGUGCCGGCCAGAGCGCGCGGGGGCGGAAGCAGCGGCGGUGGUGGUGGUGGUGGUGGUGGCGGCGGCGGCUGCUGUCAGAGCUGGAGCGCGGCCGGCUGAGCAGUCAUGGAGGGUCAGCGCUGGCUGCCGCUGGAGGCCAACCCUGAGGUCACCAACCAGUUUCUCAAGCAACUAGGCCUGCAUCCUAACUGGCAGUUUGUGGACGUGUACGGGAUGGAGCCUGAACUUCUCAGCAUGGUUCCGAGACCAGUGUGCGCCGUGUUACUCCUCUUCCCUAUCACAGAGAAGUAUGAAGUCUUCAGAACAGAAGAGGAAGAGAAAAUAAAAUCCCAAGGACAAGAUGUUACGUCAUCAGUGUAUUUUAUGAAACAAACCAUCAGCAACGCCUGUGGAACCAUUGGACUAAUCCACGCCAUCGCGAACAACAAAGACAAGAUGCACUUUGAAUCAGGGUCAGCAUUGAAAAAGUUCCUGGAGGAGUCUGUAGCAAUGAGCCCUGAAGAAAGAGCCAGACACCUGGAGAACUAUGACGCUAUUCGAGUUACUCAUGAAACCAGUGCACAUGAAGGUCAGACUGAGUCCUCCUCGCCAUCCUCAUCACAGCCUCAUUCUAGCCACUGCAGAACGAAGGCCUCAUCAUUGUGUCACCAUGCAUCCCUGCCCUGGGUCAAACGUAACCAUGUAGGCCCUGCAAAGGCUACCAGUCCAUCUCUCCGUCUGCGUCGCUGGCGACCCUUCUUACGCCUGCCAUCUUUGGGUCUCCAUGCUGUUGCACCAAGUAUAGAUGAAAAAGUAGAUCUUCAUUUUAUUGCGUUAGUUCAUGUAGAUGGGCAUCUCUAUGAAUUAGAUGGACGGAAACCGUUUCCAAUUAACCAUGGGAAAACUAGUGAUGAGACAUUGUUAGAGGUAACAGUAAACAACUGGACAAUUUUAACCUUUACUCACCUUCUUGUCGUCUUUAAGGGUGACUGUGUGCUUUCUUUCUGUACCUGUUUCUUGGUCCUUGGCCAUUUUAGAACAUCCCCAAACAAAAUUGUGAAUUCCUCUUAAAACUAUACAAGCCAGAAGCUUUGCUCCUGAGCCCUGUGUGAACAGCUUAAAUUUGAAAAAGGCAAAAGACUUGCUCAUUAUAGGCCAUCCUUGUUGAAUCUAUGAUAUCAUCAGUUGUGACUCGAUCCCAGCUUUAGAGAUCGAUCUUUUUUUUUUUUUUCCUUUUUUUCGGAGCUGGAGACCGAACCCAGGGCCCUGCGGCUUGCUAGGCAAGCGCUCUACCACUGAGCUAAAUCCCCAACCCCUUUAGAGAUCUUUUAAUGGGAACAAAUUGUGUGGCUUAUUAUUGAGGCAUUAUAUAAUUUGUAGGUUAAAAGUUGAUUUUUAAAUUUAGUCUUGAGAUGGCCUUGCAAUGUAAACACAGACUGACCUGGAAAGUGUCUGUGUGGACCAGCUGGUCUUGAACUUGCAGGGUUCUGCCUUCUGAGCAAAUCACAACUACUUGGAGAAAUUAGAGAAGAGGAAUGGGAAAUUACUUGCCUGGCUACACAGAGAGUUUAUCUACCUAGGCAGCUUGAAACGGGGAGGAUCGGGGCUUGAGUAGAAUGCUUGCCAAGACUCUGGAUUUGAUCCCCAGUCCUGGAAGCAGGCAGAGGAACAUGGCGGCAGUCUCUACUCUAUUUUAUGCUAAGCAAAUUACUUUGCCACCUGUUUGUUCUUUGACAUUUUUAGUUGUCAUUUCAUAUUGGAAAAAGAAGUCUCUAGAAUUAGUGUGAAUAAAAAAAGCUACAGAAUUUAUAACUGAAAACUUACACUUUCCCUUUCCCUUCCAUAGGAUGCCAUAGAAGUCUGCAAGAAGUUCAUGGAGCGCGACCCUGAUGAGUUAAGAUUUAAUGCAAUUGCUCUCUCAGCAGCAUAGCAUCUUGACAGAAACACCAAAUACUGUAUUAUUUGCAACAAAAGUUAAAUUUCUGAUGCCAUAACUAACUCAAAAUUUUUAAUAUUUUCAUUAACUUGACUAAUUAAACUUUAUGUGAAUAAACUUUGACUUUACCUGUA